AUGCUCUUGGCAGAACUACCCCGGAUUCUCGAUAAAUGGAGACCCGCAAAACUUCAAUCUCUUCUCGAAAUCGUGAAACAAGCUUCCCCUGGUGCGACUGCCUUUGACCUUCGCCUGGCCACCACGAUUUUCGGAUGUGCAAAGUGUAACGGGCUGUUGAUAUUUCCGCAGAUGUUCUACCAUGGUUGUUGCUUCCAAAAUCGAGUUGCGGAUGGUGGUAGUCGGGAGAAGAGGAAAAGUUAUGCCGAAUUUUGGGAUACAGUGAAGGAUGGCUGUUGGUCAUCUGUUACACUAUUUUUCCACUCGCAAAGCUCGCAGUUAGCUCGCCGAAUUGUCGUUAGUGCGGGCCUCAAUCCAGCUACAGCUACAGCUUGUGAUUUGAGUUUUGCUCGUCCGGUAAUCGAAAAUACAAGCGAACAAGCAAACACCUACCCUGCACGACUUUUUGUGACGUGGCCGGCUGCUCUAACUCAUAAUCUUACCGUUCAAGACGAAAUUUUUUUCGCUGUCAACUGUUUUGGUGCAGGGGAAUCUUCAGAAAUCCGCGCCAAGGAACCGCUCAGCUUUGACUCAGUUUUCUGUUGCGCCCACUGUCAUGAGGAGACCAUCCCUCGCCGUUUAGCUGGUCACUUGCAAUCUGUACAUAAUCUGAAAGUCCUGUCUGCUUCGAGUACUGCCACUCAGGUUUAUACCCAUUUCAAGAAGCAUUGGUACUGGAACCCCCGUCAUAACUUGAACUUAAUGGGAAUCGAGUUCUCCAUAUGA
Lentinula edodes (shiitake mushroom) is the source of this 765-nucleotide messenger RNA. RefSeq lists its product as uncharacterized. Bases 1 to 765 code for a protein of 254 amino acids. The record is from RefSeq and is a predicted model, not a curated record. NCBI's taxonomy places the organism in Eukaryota, Fungi, Basidiomycota, Agaricomycetes, Agaricales, Omphalotaceae. The transcript is spliced from 3 exons.